UCUGCACCAGUUUUGCUGUCCAGCUCCAUUGUACCAUACUCUACUAACUCUCCCUGCCACACACUCAGAGUACAGCAGCACCUGUGAAAGCAAAACUAUAUUGCAAAGGACGUUAUAGUGUCAAAGAAAUACCAUCAUUUUCUUGUACUACCAUUCUGCAUAAAAAAAAACUUUCAGCACCUCUAUGAGGACUUCAUUGGAAACAAGAAAGAACCUUUCAACUGAUCCACGCAGUGUUGAGGGUGAAGCACCUGGAAGUGAAACUGGCACAUCCCUGGAUAGUUCAUCUGCUUAUCAUCAAGGAACUAUAACUCACAGUUCAGCUCUAAGUCCAGAUCAUUAUGACCAUUCUCCAUAUGGUCUAUAUUCUGUCUCCCCUGGACACCAAAGGCCCCGGAGGCCAAAGCUUCAGCACUCAACGUCAAUAUUAAGAAAACAAGCAGAAGAAGAAGCUAUUAAAAGGUCACGGUCCCUCUCAGAAAGCUAUGAACUCUCAUCGGACUUGCAGGAUAAACAGGUUGAAAUGCUAGAACGAAAAUAUGGAGGCCGUCUCAUAACUAGACAUGCUGCUCGUACUAUACAGACUGCUUUCCGCCAGUAUCAGAUGAACAAAAACUUUGAGCGGCUUAGAAGUUCUAUGUCUGAAAAUCGUAUGUCAAGGCGCAUUGUACUAUCCAAUAUGAGAAUGCAGUUUUCAUUUGAAGGACCUGAGAAAGUUCACAGUUCCUACUUUGAGGGGAAGCAAGUUUCUGUUACAAAUGAUGGUUCAAAAUUAGGAGCCCUUGUCCAGUCUGGAUGUAAUGAUCUUGCUGAAUCGGCUACAAUGAAAUCUCCAGCAGCUUCCACGGACUUUGCUGAUGCCAUAACAGAAUUAGAGGAUGCUUUUUCAAGACAAGUAAAAUCUCUUGCAGAGUCCAUUGAUGAUGCAUUAAACUGUCGUAGUUUACAUUCUGAUGAGGUACAGAUACCUGACCAAGUCAGAAGUCGUGAAAUAGAAAGAGAUAGCUGUGGUCCAUCUAAAUCAACGAGCCAUAAUGUUGAUCAUAGGAAACUUGAUGAAAUGACUGCUUCCUACAGUGAUGUUACAUUAUAUAUCGAUGAGGAAGAAUUAUCCCCACCACUUCCCCUUUCUCAUCCUAUAGAAAGACCAUCGAGCACAGAGUCUGACUUGAGACUUAGAUCAAUAAACCCUUCUCAAGAAUACUGGUCUAUGACACAUAAAGACCAUAAAAUAGACACCGACACAAGUUGUAGGAGUACCCCUUCAUUGGAAUCCCAAGAACAGAGAAUGAGGAUGGAUCAUCUUCCUUUGCUAACCAUAGAACCACCAAGUGACAGUUCAGUCGAUUUAAGUGACCGUUCUGAAAGAGGAUCACUGAAGAGGCAAAAUGCAUAUGAUCGGGGAAUUAGUAGUCAGCAAGGUAGCCCAAAACACAUAUCACAUGGCCUCCCUAGCAAAGUAAUAUCCCGAGAAGAUCCAGAAACUAGGCAUAGACCAAGGCCUAUUGACAGCCACUUGGCUAUUAACGGUACAGCAAACAGGCAAAGCAAAUCUGAAUCUGAUUAUUCUGAUGGAGAUAAUGAUAGCAUCAACAGCACUUCCAAUUCUAACGACACAAUAAACUGCAGUUCAGAAUCAUCCUCUCGAGACAGCUUACGGGAACAAACUUUGAGCAAGCAAACAUACCACAAAGAAACUCGUAAUAGUUGGGAUUCGCCUGCCUUCAGUAAUGAUAUAAUCAGGAAACGUCAUUAUAGAAUUGGACUGAACCUUUUUAAUAAAAAACCAGAAAAAGGAAUCCAGUAUCUGAUCGACAGAGGUUUUGUGCCAGAUACACCUGUUGGAGUUGCCCAUUUCCUUUUACAGAGAAAAGGUCUCAGCAGACAAAUGAUCGGAGAGUUCCUGGGAAAUCGACAAAAGCAAUUUAACAGGGAUGUUUUAGACUGUGUUGUAGAUGAGAUGGACUUCUCAGCUAUGGAACUGGAUGAAGCUCUCAGGAAAUUUCAAGCUCAUAUCCGUGUCCAAGGAGAAGCUCAGAAAGUAGAACGACUCAUUGAAGCUUUUAGCCAGAGAUACUGCAUCUGCAAUCCAGGGGUUGUAAGGCAGUUCAGAAAUCCUGACACCAUCUUCAUUCUUGCCUUUGCGAUAAUAUUAUUAAACACAGAUAUGUAUAGUCCAAAUGUAAAACCAGAACGUAAAAUGAAGCUCGAAGAUUUUGUCAAAAAUCUAAGAGGCGUUGAUGAUGGUGAAGAUAUUCCACGAGAGAUGCUCAUCGGGAUUUAUGAGAGAAUCCGAAAACGGGAACUCAAGACCAAUGAAGAUCAUGUAUCACAGGUCCAAAAGGUUGAAAAGCUCAUAGUAGGAAAAAAGCCAAUUGGAUCUCUACAUCAUGGGCUUGGUUGUGUUCUGUCUCUCCCACAUCGGCGACUUGUUUGUUACUGUAGGCUUUUUGAAGUCCCAGAUCCAAAUAAACCUCAGAAGCUUGGAUUACACCAGCGAGAAAUAUUUUUAUUUAAUGAUCUCCUUGUGGUCACUAAAAUUUUUCAAAAGAAGAAAAAUUCUGUCACAUAUAGUUUUCGACAGUCCUUUACCCUCUAUGGAAUGCAAGUUCUCCUUUUUGAGAAUCAGUAUUAUCCAAAUGGCAUACGACUGACAUCAGCUGUUCCAGGAGCAGAUAUCAAAGUUUUAAUAAAUUUCAAUGCUCCAAAUCCCCAGGACAGAAAGAAAUUUACAGAUGAUUUGAGGGAAUCUGUUGCAGAAGUACAAGAAAUGGAAAAACACAGAAUAGAGUCUGAAUUAGAAAAGCAGAAAGGUGUAGUGCGACCAAACAUGUCUCAGUGCUCUAGCCUGAAAAAAGAGUCUGGCAAUGGAACGUUGAACCGGGCCUGCCUGGAUGACAGCUAUGCCACGGGGGAAGGCCUCAAAAGGAGCGCUCUUAGCAGCUCCCUUAGAGAUCUUUCUGAAGCCGGCAAGCGUGGGCGUCGCAGCAGUGCAGGAUCGCUAGACAGCAAUAUGGAAGGGUCCAUCAUUAGCAGUCCUCAUAUGCGCCGAAGAGCUACAUCAACCCGAGAGUGUCCAUCUCGCCCUCACCAGACUAUGCCUAAUUCUUCCUCACUACUAGGGUCCUUAUUUGGUAGUAAGCGAGGAAAGCCUUCCCAAGGCCAUUUAGCAUCCGGCCCACCACCUCAGCACCCUCCCAUAAUGUCACACCCUCAGCACUCUCAACAUCCUCCUGCCAUGCACCACCCGGGUCCGGCUGAAGGGCAGACCCAGGCACAAGUGCACAGCCAUCACUCUCAGUACUGCCAUAUGCAGAACCCACCUCCUUAUCACCAUCACCAUCACUAUCAUCCGCCCCAGCACAUCCAGCAUCCGCACCAGUACCAUCAUGGGCCGCACUCGCAGCAUGUAGCUCAUGCCCAGCAUUCAUACCUGCCACAUUCCCACGCCCCAUAUUCCCACGCUCCCCACCCUCCCUUGCCACCUUCUCAUUUGGCACAUCCUUCCCAUGCUUCCCAUCACCAUGCACAGCCAGUAGCCCCUUCUACUUCAGCCAGCACGAAGCCCAAGCAUAGCGGCAUCAGCACAAUAGUCUAGAAGCCAGCCAGCCACCUAGCCACAGCUGUAGCUCUAGGCCUAGAUGUAAAGGCACUUACAGGAAACAGACGCAGCCUAUAAUUCUGGUUAUUUUUUUAAUUUAUUUUAAAAGAUCCGAACCAGAAACAACUUAAUUGACUCCUUUGCCUUAAGGAUUCAAUGGAUCAAUGCAUAUUAACCUCACAGUGCUGGUCUUACAGUUCGGUGGUGACCUUUUCCCUCCUUUUUCUCUAGUAGCCUUGAAAAUAUGCUGCUUGCUGAAAAUGUUAAACUACCUUUUUUCAUCCGCAUGACCAUUUUUAACAAGUAAUGAAAACAUAACUUACUCAAAAUAAAAAGAAAACUAUGAAAUAAAAUUAAUGUGGCAUUCUUGCUCUUUAAUUUACAAUGGGCAAAAAAAGUAGACCUCAUAUGGUUGAUGAAAAUACGUAAGUAAACUCUAUGUAAUAUAAAUAUAUAAAUAUAGAUAUAUAGAUAUAUAUAUAUACAGAAAGAGAGAGAGAGACAGACAGAGAGACAGACACUGUAUAGAUAACAUUUAUGCUUAGAAAAAGCUUUUUCAGUCCACAAAGCUAGCAAUAUAUACUUUUCCAUAAUUUCCCUUACUGAUAAAGGGCAGUAAAAUAGAUGAGUAGCAAAUGGAAGUGUAGACCAAAAAAAGAACAAAUUCCAGGCAUUUCAGUACUCAUUGAAAGUUCUCUGGACUUGAGAAAAUAAAAUCUUUAAGCAAUCUUUGCAAAAUGUGCCAAAUAACAUAGCAUAUAACUGUUGCAAUCAAAUAUGCUUUGUACUCUAUUAGUAUAAUAAUAUACUUAUUCAGUAUUAUAACUGCUCUGCUAUUUCAGGUAAGCAAACUAGUUAAGAUGCAGUAACUAUACAGUAGCAACACGAGACAACCUUUACUAUAGGUUUUCUCUACAUUUUGGUUCCUCCAAUUCUUAGACACUUUAAAGGCUGUGAUAACUGUGAACUUACAUAGUUUACAUUUCUUUUGUGUUUGUGUAUGUUUUAAUAAAUACACAUGAAGAUUUACAUAGAAGGUAUUUAUAUACGCUGCAUGAACAUUCAUCUCAGACCCUGAAAUAACCAACAUCCAUUCUUUUCGGCCGCAUUGCCUCUUUACCAUUUAAUACUCAGUUUUUAUCAAUGAAAACUUCAGACUUUUUUUCCACAUGAAAGCAAUCAGAAACUUGAAAGUUUAUUUUAGUAUUGAGUAUAGAUUUUUAUAACUGUAAUUCCAUGUAGCCAUGUGCUGGCAGCAGGAUUUUUCUCACCAUUUUUCUCAUCACAUUUGUUAGUUUUAUCCAGCACUCAGCAGGCUGAGUCUAUGCUCGAACUGUCAUAGUCCAGUUAGUCCAAGACAUCUUGUAAAAUCCAACUGUGCUGUUGUUGCUUAUGUGUUGUACUGAGUCGUUUGCAAGACCAUAUAUUUCUUUGUAAACCUAAAUCCUAUUUUUUUUAAAAAAAUAAAAUCAUACAUGGAGCAUAC
Molecule: messenger RNA, 5087 nt
Organism: Thamnophis sirtalis
Lineage: Eukaryota; Metazoa; Chordata; Lepidosauria; Squamata; Natricidae
Gene: IQSEC1
Product: IQ motif and Sec7 domain ArfGEF 1
Biological process (GO): actin cytoskeleton organization; regulation of ARF protein signal transduction
Molecular function (GO): guanyl-nucleotide exchange factor activity
Source: RefSeq, a predicted model, not a curated record